This is a messenger RNA of Nannizzia gypsea CBS 118893, 897 nucleotides long. RefSeq lists its product as hypothetical. Lineage: Eukaryota; Fungi; Ascomycota; Eurotiomycetes; Onygenales; Arthrodermataceae. Gene Ontology annotation, cellular component: nucleus. Gene Ontology annotation, biological process: regulation of DNA-templated transcription. Bases 1 to 897 code for a protein of 298 amino acids. The record is from RefSeq and is a predicted model, not a curated record. The transcript is spliced from 2 exons.
AUGCUUGGGUUAGCCUCAUACGAAAGCAGCAGUGAGGAUGAGAGCACCGCGAAAGAUACCCCUGUUAAUGUGAAGGGAGCACUGGCUGCCGAGCAGAAUAAGCAGAGUGACAGCUUGGUUGAUGCAGAGACUCCGUCCAAAGAGCCAGUCGAGGCUACACAGAGCGAACUAACAGGGCUAGGUGCACCAUCUACUGAAGCUGUCGACGAAUCUACCAAGCCUAUAGUUGGGCCUUUACCUCCCACCGAUUAUACACCGCAGCUACCAGAAGAAUCCGACCAGUCCGGCAAACCAACAUCUUUCAUUUCUAUUAGCUCGCUACGAAGAGACAUGACGCUUCCUCCGGUUCCAAAUCUCGACAUUCCUCCGUCUCCUCCAGGGUCACCCAACCCCGAAAUGAACAAGAAGUUCGAACAUUUCCUUUCCCUAAAGAAACAGGGCGUUCACUUUAACGAAAAGCUAGCUUUUUCCUCGUCACUGAAGAACCCAAAUUUACUCCAGAGUCUGAUGAAGCAUGCUGGCCUGGAUGAAAGGGCGCAAUACGGUACCUCCUUGCCUGCAGAAAUAUGGGAUGUUACGACUCUCCCGCCAUGGGCUUACAAAGACGAGCUGUCAAAGAGCCAGCAGAGCAUACGCCGCAAGCUGGAAGAGAAGAAAACUGACCGUGAUGCAAUCGAAUUCGUCUCCAGCUCUGGGAACGGUACUCCUGGGAGUGGUAGGCUAAAAUCCAGUGCGGCCGAGCGGGUCAUGGCUGACCUCAGUCGAGAGCCGUCUCCGCUUAAGCUAGACCAGAGCAAGCGGAACGAUCAGGAUAAACGACAUCGACGGGUGGAUUUGGAAUAUAGAAGACACCGAUCACGGUCACCAGGGAGAAGGAAAAGAUCGAGGUCUCGAUAG